Meleagris gallopavo (turkey) is the source of this 1133-nucleotide messenger RNA. NCBI's taxonomy places the organism in Eukaryota, Metazoa, Chordata, Aves, Galliformes, Phasianidae. The record is from RefSeq and is a predicted model, not a curated record.
GGACGCCAAGCUCCGCUCGGGACGGACGGGUGGGGCCUGGCCGCUUGUUGUCGUCCGCCGCCGCCUGAGGAAACGCUCGGUCGCCGCUCGCUCCGCCGCCGCUCGGGGAUCCCUCAGAUCUCCCUCAGCCGCUCGCUGCGUCCCGAGCACUCCGCGGCCAUGUCGGGGUGGGCGGAGGCCCGGCGGGCCGGGGUGAGACGGCGGACGGCGGCCGAAGCCCACUCGCCCUCCUCGAGCUUUUCCCGGAGACGCUGCCCCUUACGCACGCCCCGAGCCUGAAGGAGCACCGCCGCCAGAAGGCCGCACCGGGACCGGGAGACGCCGGACAGACGCCUUGCUGCCGCUGCCGCACAGGGAAUCGCUUUGAGCCCAGCACGGAGACAAUGAAGCUGUUGGAAAACUCAAGUUUCGAAGCAAUAAACUCCCAACUGACGGUGGAGACGGGGGAUGCCCACAUCAUUGGGAGGAUCGAGAGCUACUCCUGCAAGAUGGCCGGCGACGACAAGCACAUGUUCAAGCAGUUCUGCCAGGAGGGCCAACCCCACGUCCUGGAGGCCCUGUCACCCCCUCAGACCACGGGGAUCAGCCCCAGCAGGCUCAGCAAGAGUCAGAGCGGUGACGAGGAGGGGCCGCUGAGCGACAAGUGCAGCCGCAAGACGCUCUUCUAUCUGAUCGCGACGCUCAACGAGUCUUUCCGGCCCGACUACGACUUCAGCGCCGCCAAGAGCCACGAGUUCAGCCGGGAGCCCAGCCUCAACUGGGUGAUCAAUGCUGUCAACUGCAGUCUCUUCUCUGCGGUCCGCGAGGAUUUCAAUGCCCUGAAGCCACACCUGUGGGAUGCUGUGGAUGAGGAGAUCUGCCUUUCUGAGUGCGACAUCUAUAGCUACAACCCAGACCUGGAUUCAGACCCCUUCGGAGAGGACGGCAGCCUCUGGUCCUUCAACUACUUCUUCUACAACAAGAGGCUGAAGAGGAUCGUCUUCUUCACCUGCCGCUCCAUCAGGUCAGCCCACGGCGACGGCACCCUGAACGACUUGCUGUGCACAGCGUGUCAUAGAGCCAUGGAAGGGGUUGGGUUGGAAGGGUCUUGGAAGGUCACAGAGCCAUGGAAGGGUUGAAUUGGUUUGGAAGGA